Symbiodinium natans is the source of this 6195-nucleotide messenger RNA. The record is from the annotation of a GenBank genome assembly. Lineage: Eukaryota; Dinophyceae; Suessiales; Symbiodiniaceae.
AUGGCGGGAGAAGCUGGAACAGGAGAGCAGCUCUUGAUGAGGCUGCUGCAGACGCAGCAAGAGCAAAUGGGGCAGAUCCAGAGAUUGCUGGAACAGAACCAGAGGCCACGAGGAACUGUGGUGGACACUAAGGCCAUAGGCCGGCCCGAGAAGCUAGGAGGAACACUGGAGGACGCCUCACGUGCAUGGCGCCAGUGGAACUAUCGGUUGGAACUUUGGCUCACGAGCCAGUUUCCGGAAACCCGGUCGAUCCUAACUUGGGCUCGGACCCAGGAUGAGGAGAUCACCGUUGCCAAGCUAAGUGGACAGCUGGUGGAGGGAGUGAUUCCAGAAAAGGUUCAAGAGUUCAAUCGGCAGUUGGAGGUGGUCCUGGGUACUUUGACUAUGGACACUCCAGGGGACAUCACGAUGAACUCGAGUCCAGGGUCUGGUCUGGAUAUGUAUCGGCGGCUCCACGGGAGAUUGGACCCCACCGAUAUGGUGACCAGCUUCCGUUGGCUGCGACAGCUUAUGUCAACGAGGCCUGUGACAGAAGUGGGCGACCUGAUCGCUGCAGUGGAGAGAUGGGAAGACCAGCAUCGUAGAUAUGCUGCCCGUCGGGACUGCACGGCGCUGACGGGUAUCGAGAAGGAGACCCGCAAAUGCCACAAGUGCGGCAAAGCGGGACACCUUGUCAAGGACUGCUGGAGCACGACUGACAUCAGGAAGAACAAGGAUGCAGGAGGCGAGGAAGAGGAGCCUGAAAACGAGGAGCCCGAGCAGGAGGAAGAGUACGAAGCCGAGGUGGGCUUCAUAGGAAUGCUCGAAGGUGAAGGAGCCCACGAGGGCACGGACGACGAGUCCUGGGGCGGCUGGCAGCCCGACUCUGGCGCGGGAUCGUCUCGAGACCCGCCAGAGGGAGGGCGAGCAAGAGCCAGCGCUGCAAAGGCAGCCGGUGGUACACCUUCUAUGACAGGAGUUGGGCUGCGCUUGCUUGAGGGCAACCUUUUGGCCGAGCUGCAGGGGCGACAAGCAGAACUCAACCGGGCCCUUGCGAACACCGAAGACACCGAAGAAAGGUCCGACCUGGAAGCUCAACUGGAGGUGGUAACCCGCCAGUUGAAGGAGCUUGCGGCCAAGAGGAGAGCUGCCCGUGCCAGUCCUGCUGGGAGCUGGCGUACGUCUUCCCGCAUAUUGGCGGACGUCCGUUCGGGGCGAAAGGCGUCUUUGGCAAAGAGAAAAGAGCUCAGCCGCCAGCGAGCGGCCAGGCACAGGCAGGCCUCCCGUGAGGGGAGAGCUCGCCAGAGAGUUGCGCUCGAUGGGGAAUGGCACCGCAGGUACAAUCGCCCACUGAAGGGGGACGAUGGGAAGCGCGAUGCCUAUCCUCUGAUGCCGGAGAGCACCGAGCGCGAAGCCAGACCCCUUAGCCGAAAGGCAAGGGAGAACCUUCGCCAGGAAGGUGCUGGGGACGACGUCCCGGAGGAGCACAUCAGGAGUUGGCGAGAGAAGCCGAAAACUCCAGGGGAGCGCGAGGGCAAGCGCCGCAGGGAAGCGGCAAGGAAGAAAAGGAAGGCCGAACAGGCCGCAGCUGCGAGCGGCAGUGCAGGACCCGCUUCGGGACCUGCCAGGGCCAAGGCCGCAGCAAAGCCCAAGGAGCCACCUGGGCCGAGGGGCAAGGAAGUGAAGGGCACCGAUCGGCCUGCAGAGCCGUCGGGGGAGCCUCCGCGGAGGCGAUCCAGGCCCAAGCACUCUGCCAAGGUAGCCGAGGCUAUCCGGACAGCGCCGUGGCGCAACAAUGGCAAGCUGCCCAGGAAACAGGAGAAAAAGGUGGCAAGGCCAGUAAUGGGCCGGAGCAAGAUCCUAGGGGCAGCGUUGGCUGGAGCACUGAGGGCCCAGUCAAAGAGGAUGCCCCGUGACAGGAUCAUUAAGUGGAGCCAGGUGAAGCGCCUGGUGGACGCCCACAAGGGCACAGAUCGCUUUCGACAGCGACAAGGGCUGAGGAGGGCCCUGGUAAAGAAGCUCCCAAAGGGAACGGUCGGGGCGGCAGUUGAGCGCAAGUUGCUGGACAGCGACUGCGAGAGCUGCACCUCGAGGCGAGGAAAAGCUACGAAGGCUGCCGCAAGAGCUUACGCCGAGAAGAUCCUUUCGAGGAAAGAGAGGAUGAAGCAUCUACCGCUCCUUCCGAAGGAUGAGGAAGAGGACGAAGAAGAAGAAGAAGUCGAGUUGGAGGAGGAAGACCCCGACGCUGACCACGAACCACUGGGGCGAAGAGGUCCAGAAGACCCGCCCGAUGGAGAAGGCGGCAUGGAAGGCCGCGUGGGAACCGUGUUUUCCUUGGCUGGAAACGGGGCCGGGAAUGGAGCCGCUUCGGCACCUUCCCGGAACCAGAAGCAUCCAUCUAUGGAGGUAAUCCUGGACAGUGGUGCGAGCCACAACGUGAUCCCCGACAAGGUGUUCCGGCGGCUUUUCGAGGAAGGCCGAGCCACUGCUCUGAAGAAGGUGAGCUCGCCGCUGAAGUUCUCCACCGCGAGUGGGGAGAGCCUGCCCAACCUGGGGACGACAGAGGUGUAUCUGAGUGGCCCGUCGCCAGAUGGAUCGGCCACCCGGUGCAGAUGCAUCUUCAACGUGGCAGCCGUUCAGCGUUGCCUGCUGUCGACUGGGCGUGCCAUGGACCGUGGCAACGCUUUGGUGUUUGCGGGAAAGAGCGCGACGCUUUGCCUUCCUGAUGGAAAGGCCCUGCUCUUCCCGGCGCUGCAGUGGAAUACUACAACCUUUCCUGAGCCGGAGGUUUUCCCGAUCCACUCGGAUGGUGAAGAGGACGAGGCCCAACCGUUUGGGGAUGAAGACCCAAGCCAGGUGGAACCCGGCUCGGGAUCCGCCCAGCCAGGAGGCGAAGAGGCACAGCGUGCGAGACCGCUUCGGGCUCCACCAGUGCCAACGCCUCAAAUGGUUGCAGAGCAUGAGGUAACGCAUAUCCCUUACAGGGCGUGGUGCCCAGCCUGCGUCGCUGGACGAGGGAGAGCCUACUCUCACCACCACGAGGGCCGCGAGUCCGCAGUGCCCGUAGUGUCAGCCGACUACCUGUACUUCUCUGAAAAGGGAGUACCAGGGAAGAGCCUGCCAACUGUUGUCUUGAGGGACCGUGCCUCCAAGGCAAUCUUCUCUCACUUGCUGCCAACCAAAGGGACAGUUGGUUCGACCUAUCCCGAAAAGGCAGUGCUUCGAGAUUUGAAUUGGUUGGGGUACAAGUGCCUGGUCUUGAAAACGGACCAAGAAAACCCAAUCAAGGCACUGGGGGCUGCAGUCAAGGCUGGUUUCUCAGAGGAGUUGACUCUGGAAGAAUCGCCCAAGGGCGACGCUCACGGGCAGAGCAACGGAGCAGCUGAAAAUGCGGUGCAGCGUGUGCAGGGACAAGUGCGCACAAUGAAGUAUGCCCUGUCGGUUAUCUUCCCUUGGAUGAUCGAGUAUGCCGGGGUACUCCACACCCUGUUCUCCCAGGAGGACAGCGAGGGCAUGACACCGUUCCAAAAGCUGAAAGGCCGGACUUGGCAGAUAGCUCUACCAAGUUUCGGUGAGAUCGUGGACUAUCGCCGACGGGCGAAAAGCAAGCUAGAUGCCAGAUGGCAGGAAGGAGUCUACCUGGGACUGCGGCUGACAAGCUCGGAGAAGAUUAUCGGGACACCUUCGGGUAUCCUGGUGGUGCAAUCAAUCCGAAGAAAGCCAGCAGACAAGCAGUUCGAUCUCGAGAUGCUGAAGGCUGUGAAGGGAACUCCUUGGCAGCCGAAUCCCGAGAAGAGUCCAGGAGCGGACGCCGACAGACUUCCUGAGCCUAUCGCGAUCGAGCCAGUGGUUGCGCCAGCAGAGCUGCCGCCACCACCGGGCCAAGCAGAGAGGUUGCCUACGUAUCGGAGGAUGUACAUCCGACAAAGUGACCUGGAGCAGUUUGGCUACACCGGGGGCUGCGAAGCCUGUGCCGCAAUUCGCGAAGGGAGAGAACGCCAGGGCAUCAACCACAACGAGACGUGUAGGAAGAGGAUCCAAGAGGCGCUGAAGGAUACCUCUCGGGGCCAAGCCCGCCUGGAGCGAGAGACUCAGCGCGAAACCGAGUACUUCACGAAGGUCCACGAGGCAGAAGAAAAGAAGAGGAAAGGUGAGAAGGAAAAGGAGAAAGAAGAAGGGCCGGAGCCAGGAGGCACAGGGGCGAGCGAGCCUAGCCAGCCUAGCAGGCUACCGAGCCAAGCUGCGAAAACAGUGGAGAAAAGGAAACCGUCCAAAGCAGAGCCCGCUUCCGCCGCGCGAGAAAGCAAGAAGCCAGCAGUUGCCGCUUCGGGAACUGCUUCGGCUGGCAAGCGGAAAAGCGAGGACCCUGGGGACCAAGAGAGGUCCGAGCUUAGGCCUGCAAAUGACCGAGCAGAAGCCUCCAAGCGCAAGGCUGAAGACGUCGAGGGAAUGAUUGAGACCCUUAUCGCUGACGAGCGAAAGGCGUGGACUAAAUCCCUGGAAAGAAUCGAGCAGCCUACUUGCGACCUGGUUGAUGGUUUAGUAGAGGAGGUCUUAGCCGAGACUUUCUACGACGACCUUACCGGGAAGGAGCUUCCCGCAGAAGGUGUUCGGGCCGCACGAGCAGAGGAAUUGAGCGUCAUACGGCAGAUGGGAGUGUGGGAAACCAUACCACGUCCUGCCAACGAAAAGGUGAUCGGCACAAGGUGGGUGGAUGUCAACAAGGGAGACAGUGCCCGGCUUAAGCUGAGAUCCCGGUUAGUCGCUCAAGAACUCAAACGUGCUCGAGGACCACAACAGCCAGAAGAUCAGUCUACAUGGAGCGAUUUCUUCGCUGCCAUGCCACCGCUGAGUUCGCUGCGGGCGCUAUUCACUCUAGCGUCGACACGCCAAGUACCCAACGCUCGGGGAAAGUUGUCACCCGCAGGAUCCGGUGGAGAAGUCUGCCUUAUGUUUCUGGAUGUGAAGAAGGCACAUUUUUGGAGCCCUGUGCGCCGAAGAUUGCUGGUUGAACUUCCGCCAGAAGCUGGAGAAGGGCGAGACAAGGUCGGACUCUUGAAACGUUCCUUAUAUGGAACACGAGAUGCACCCUCCAAUUGGGAAAAAGCCAUCAAGGAUGCUCUAGAAGGUUUGAGCUUCAGGCAAGGCCGAAGCAAUCCCUGCCUUUACUUCCACGAAGAAAGAUCCUUGCGACUAAAUGUCCAUGGCGAUGACUACACUGUGGUUGGGAGUUACGAAGAGCUCAAGUGGCUAGAAGCUGAGCUGGGCAAGGUUUGGACAGUAGAAACAAGAGGCAUCCUGGCAAGACCCGGUUCGGAGCUGCCAGGCGUGAUUCAUCAGAUAUCUGUCUUGAACCGCCUAGUGACGUGGACCCAUGAGGGAAUCGAGAUGGAAGCCGACCCUCGGCAUGUGGAUUUGAUUCUGGAACAGUUAGGUCUGGAGAAAAGCCUCUCUGUGACCACUCCACUGGUCAAAACCAAAGAAGAGGACAUGGACAAGACACCACUUGGAACUGCUGAAGCAGCUCUGUACCGUUCCAUAGCUAUGCGAAUUGGUUACCUGUCUAUGGACAGACCCAACCUGCUGAGAACCGUUCGCGAGUUAGCAAAGGGACUGAAGGAACCCCAACAACACCACUGGGGUCUCCUGAAGAGAGCUGCGAGGUACCUCCGAGGCGCUCCUAGAUUGGUGCAACUGAUUCCAUAUCAGGAGCACUUCACCAGCAUCAAUGCAUGGUCAGACAGCGAUCACGGUGGAUGCAUAAAGUCCAGAAAAAGCACGACUGGAACAGUGAUCCAGCUCGGAGAGUCAACGGUGAAGGCAGCAGCCAAGGGGCAAGCUGUGAUAGCUUUGUCCACAGGAGAAGCAGAGUACUAUGGCUUGAUCUCAACUGCAUCUACCGCCUUGGGCGAGCAAGCGAUGAUGGCAGAUUGGGGCAUCAAGCUCUCCGUCAACAUAGCUAUGGAUGCCAGUGCAGGCAUAUCCAUCGGCUCGAGACGAGGGCUGGGAAAAGUCAAACACAUUGACACCUGCUAUCUAUGGGUCCAGGAAAUAGUGGACCAAGGGAGAAUCCGUCUGAAGAAGGUCAGUACGCAAGACAUGCUUGCGGAUCUCAUGACGAAGCCACUGGACGGCCAAACUGCAUCUAGGCUACUUGGUCGAAUGGGCUACAACGUAAGGUCCGGAAAGCACGAGUUGGCCUUGGGAAAGGUGUGA